UCCGGGUCAUUCAAUUCGAACAUUUGUGUCCAGGAUCACCAAUAUCCGAACAUACAUCUGCGCUCAACACAUUGUCUAGAUUCCCAGGAAUGUUUGCUGGUGCGGCUGGCUUUCUAGGAUAUCCAUGUUGCAGACCCGCUGCCCAAGCUAUCCGUGGUCGAAGAAAGCUUGUGUUUGCAUAGCAGCUUGAUCCACUCCUUGUCUCAAAAUAUCUCAUACAAGUCCACAAUGUCUGGCAUGUCUGAAAAUCUACUUGAACCAUGUCCCCAGCUCUCCAGCUCCAUUGGCUGGCCACGUCAGCUCAGCCCGCAGCCUCGAAAUGUACGAGACAAAGCACUCGUUGACUGGUACAGUCUUCACAAUGACUGCGUUUAUAUCAGCGUAGCGAUACAAUGUGCAGAACAUCACAAUGCAGUCCCACACUUUCCACCUCAAUAUAUUGCCCCAGUACUCGCCCCUGACCUUCAUUCAGAUAGAAACAACAGCAACUACUACAAACAUCUAAACACAGAGACAACCAGCGAAAUGACACCCCGCUCGGCUGCCCUCACGGGGUUGUAUUUCAACUCCCACUCUAACUCUCGUGGCCCACGAAGUUCGCACUUUUACAUGCUGUCGGACCAAGAUAUGCCACUCCUCGCGCGUAUCCUGGAAGGGUCCGCAGUGCAAGAGGUCCAGGAGCGUAUACAAUCACUGCCUCGCCACCUCCGCGCCAGCGGCUUCCACAAGGCACCCUCCUCAGCCACUGGCAAAGUGCAGCCAGGCUACCUCUGCGACCUGCACAAGAAGCUCAAGAAAGGCCUGUGCUAUGAACUCAUGUCCCUGAUACAGCAUGAGAUCUUUCGCAUUGGCAGCUUCGUCUACUCCGUCAUUAUGAGCGGGGAGUUGGAUGCCUGGGAGGAGAUGAGGGUGCGUCAGCUCGAGCCGGUCCCGCAGAUGUACGUCCCCGGCUUCACUCCGCGCGAGGGUGCGCCCGUGGGGCAUGAGCCGCUCGUUCCUGGAUUCGUGGACCAGAAGGGUAUCUUUGUGCCAGUGUGGGCCUACGAGCCGAGUCAAUGCCCGGCGUGCAUGCUCUCCCGAAUUGGUGCAGAUAGCAAGGUUCUCUUUGCGCUGCUGGCUGGGACGGUGGCGCGGAUGGGGAGACGUGCUAGGGGACACAGGACGAAUCUGAAGUCCAGGCGCGUUCGCUUUCUGAAGGAGUGGCUUGAGGCGUGCGUCCACGGUCAGAGGCUUAGAGACGACGCAUUUGACCUAGGCGGUAGGAUGCGUGACAUCAAGCGGCAACAGAGGAGGCGAGCCCAUGAGAAGCGCGUACUUGUGGAGCGAGCUCGGGAAAUGCAGGCUCGUGAGGCGUAUGAUAUCCGCGUCGGGAUGUCCGACCAUCGCGGGAUGAAUAGUUCUCAUCGCCCAGUGUCUCGUACUGCUGCCGUAACGACUGGCUAUAGGAAGAGCAUCGUCAACAUGGACAUAUCUGAGCCCUAUUCCCCGCAACGUCGGCAUCGUGGGGCGAAUGGGUGGGACCGUCCAGUAUCUCACACUUCUGCAGAUGCAACUGGCCCCAGGGAAUGUGUCGUUGGCGUCGACAUCUCGGAAUCCUAUGCCCCCCAGUACCAGCAGGCAAGUAGCCAUCCUAUACACAACGUCAAUCCUCCCACUGACCAAACCCCAGCGAUCGGCGUCGACGCUUUCCGCCCAGGAUCAUGGCGUCUCCGAAACAACAUCCCUUCUAGCAAGGAAAAAGCCAUUUCGGGAGAAGACGCUCGAGGCGCUGACCGGUCGAGCGCCGGGACAGUACCUGUAGGCGUCGACAUCUUAGAACCUUUGAUCCCAGCUCCGCGGCCGCCAUCCAAUUACAUGCCACCCCACUGUGAGCCUGAUGUCGAUGAGCGUGCCUUGCCAGCUACGAUACAGUCAAUGACAAGCCCGGCUGUAGAUACCCUGGUUCGUGAUAGGUCAAGGCGAUCUGGGAUAGUGUUCGCGAGUUCAACGUCCUAUGAGCGCUAUCCCUCGAUCGCCUCGUCCUUUGCGAGCAACGUGUCUCUGAACGACCUUCGGGCACCUUCCGCGAAUCCAAAUCUUGUCCCCAGCCCGCUGCGCAUUCCAAGUAGGCGUCUACCCCCAUUUCCAGAGCGUAGCCCAGCCAGGGUGCUACAGCCACACCCGCUGUCAAUCUAUGGGACAGUCAGUGGCUCUGGUACGGCGACCGCUGGGCGGUAUGCAGAUGUUAGUCCGCCAAGCACUCCGAACUCCGAGUCUACUGGACAUGCCCAAAGCCAGUACGAUGUGAGUCUACCUUCAAGCCCGGAGUUGGAUGGGUUCGAUACGUUUCCGCCUGGUACGCCGGUGAUGCACUCGAGGCCGGUGACACCAUGGAGUGGGCUGUAUGGUAGCUAAAGCUCAAUUAUCGAGGGGAACGCAUGUAACGUAAU
Molecule: messenger RNA, 2429 nt
Organism: Paraphaeosphaeria sporulosa
Lineage: Eukaryota; Fungi; Ascomycota; Dothideomycetes; Pleosporales; Didymosphaeriaceae
Exons: 1
Coding region: 229-2394 (721 amino acids)
Source: RefSeq, a predicted model, not a curated record